Messenger RNA from Coccinella septempunctata (seven-spotted ladybird), 2230 nucleotides. RefSeq names its product transcription factor HES-1-like. The coding region runs from base 294 to 1574 and encodes 426 amino acids. NCBI's taxonomy places the organism in Eukaryota, Metazoa, Arthropoda, Insecta, Coleoptera, Coccinellidae. Gene Ontology annotation, biological process: regulation of neurogenesis; anterior/posterior pattern specification; regulation of transcription by RNA polymerase II. The record is from RefSeq and is a predicted model, not a curated record. Gene Ontology annotation, cellular component: nucleus. The transcript is spliced from 4 exons. Gene Ontology annotation, molecular function: DNA-binding transcription factor activity, RNA polymerase II-specific; RNA polymerase II cis-regulatory region sequence-specific DNA binding; protein dimerization activity.
UUUAAACAGUCGAGUAACUUUUUAGGUGACCGACUAGGGUGCAAAGGGUGGGGGAAAGGGCGCUAGCCACCAGCAAUUCCCACGGUUUACACUAUCGGAAUGCCGUAUCAGCUUACCUUAGCCUUUGGCUCUGGUUAACAUUUCAUUAUCGAAUGUGGUCUUCAGCAGAGUGGUCGUAAAUUUUCAGUGAAGUGACUGUGAAGAGAGUUUUCACUUUUUGGAUUACCCUUUUGUGCUGCUUCCGGAUUUUGGCUAAGUUUUAUUCAAUCCAUAUCUACUCCAGUUAAUCUAACAUGCCAAUCAGUGAGGACGAAUACGACACCAGAUCAGUUCAAGAAUCAAGAAUUACGAUGUCAAAAGCAGAAUUGAGAAAGACGCACAAACCCAUCAUGGAAAAACGUAGACGGGCAAGGAUCAACCAUUGCCUAAACGAGAUCAAGAGUCUAGUUUUGGAAGCCAUGAACAAAGAUCCUUCUAGACACUCCAAACUGGAAAAAGCUGACAUUUUGGAGAUGGCCGUCAAGCAUUUGCAGAAUAUACAGCGACAACAACUCGCCAUAGCUAUGGCAACAAAUCCGUCUGCUGUCAGAAAAUUCAGAGCUGGUUUCGACGAUUGCGCUGACGAGAUUGACAAGUGCCUUAACCAAAUAGAAGGCGUGGGUGAUUCUCUCAAGCAAGGACUCACCAGCCACCUCAGAAAAUGCAUGAACGGCAUCGAGCAAGUUGCCCAUUUGAAUUUCCCCGACCAAAGUCAUAUACCGUUUCUGGGCAACCCGAAUAUCAUGUCCACGCCAACUUCUAAGCUGGAUAUCGGCUUGGAUUCGACGACAAGGGGAGAUCCAAACAACAAUCCGUAUUUUCGCAUACCUCAAGGGUUGCAAUUGGUCCCGGAAAGAUUGAGACCUGGGGAACUCACUCUUCUCCUCUCAAACGUUACAAACAAUUUCAAUUUUUCCAAUUCGACGUCUGGACACGUGGUUGUCAAAGAAACAGAACGACCUAGUGCCUUUGCAACUGUGAUACCCUCAGCAUUGUCUGGAAAAUUAUUGAGUCCUCCUCUAAGCCCAAAAACAUAUCAGCCUCCAGAUGAAAGAAGCUCAUCGCCAAAGGGGUUUCGACCAGUGCAUAUCAGUAUAAAACCCGUCAUACCUUACUCUUCCCCAGACGACGCUCAAGUUUGUCAAAUAUCUUCAACAUCAGCACCAACACCUUCUGAGAUAAAAACCAUUAGAUUCCCUAUUCAGAAUUCAAACGAAAAACGAGUGUUACAAGCUCAGGGUAAAAUAGUAGAACCUUUAUGUGUGAUAACAAACCAGGGCGAGCGAUACAAACAGGCUAAAGUUGUCGAAGACUCAGUAUAUUGCGAAGAAAAUAUUCAAAGAGGCACAAAAAGAACAUUCGGUGAAACCCAACAAGGCCUAUUGGUCGUCACAGAAGAUUAUCCUCACAAAAAGAAAGCGUUUGAACCUUCUUCAUCAUUCACAAGAGAAAGCGGUUCAUCAUCGUCUUCAGUCCGUCAACCUGCCAAAAACCAGAAUGAAGAUAGUUCUUCUGAGAUGUGGAGACCCUGGUGAUUCGAUAACGAGUUCGAAACGUUUGAUGAACAUUUGGGUACUACAUUGAUAAUCGUGAAGACGACUGGAAGCAGCUGCCUCCGGCAAGAUGGAAGAAGAAGAUGACCAGGAGGAAGACAGAGUACAAGGAUGAUCUCAACGUAAAAAAAGUGAUGAAAAUAAAAAACAAGAGAAAGCACUAAGAUGGAUGUGAGAUUGAGAUAAAAGAAUUUUUAUAGAAAUUUAUAUUUUGUAUAUUUUUAAAUAAUCAUUGAUAAGUACAUAAAAUAAAAUCUUCGAAAACUUAUCUCGUAUUAUUCGAUAUAAAACUAAUUGAAAGCAAAAAAAAUUACAUUCGAGAGAAAAAUAUAACAAAUACAUUCGAUAUAAUGAAACAAUAUCGACUUGUGAUAACUAUCACUAUGAGUUUUAAUUUUGAAAAGAAUAAAUAAAAGUAGGUGAAACCCUAAAAAAUAUAAAUUGGAAGCAAAUACCGAUAAAAACGUUAUAUCACUUUUAUGCAUCUUGAAGUAAGGAAACUUAAUAGAAAAAACUAGUUAAAACUGAAUGCAAAAAACUGUGGCAAAUUAUUUCAUAGGAACAUUUAUUGAAAAAGAAAACUAUAAAAGAUUACUGAAGAAUACAUUAUCAAUUAGAACCUAUAUGACGAAAAUAUU